Linum trigynum is the source of this 8325-nucleotide messenger RNA. The record is from the annotation of a GenBank genome assembly. NCBI's taxonomy places the organism in Eukaryota, Viridiplantae, Streptophyta, Magnoliopsida, Malpighiales, Linaceae.
UAGAGAAUAAACGAGUAGAGUUGAGAUUUCUCUCAAAAACCAAGACUUCGUCUUGAGGUGCUUAGGCACUGAGUGUUUGAGGUAAUACUCUGGAGACACUCUUAUCCCCUACCAAAAAUACCACACAACAAAAUCAUCAGACCUACAAAAAAUUCCUAAACAUAACUCCAACGAUCAUCUCCAGCAUUCUUCACAUAGCAUCACCAUGAAGACGCUAAGUAACAAGGAAUCAAACCAUUUCAACUAACAAGAAUCAGGUAUGUCUGACAACCCUAGUACUAGUAAAAAUCAUUUUUAUUAUUUAAACAAGAAUGAAGAAGAAAAUUAUUUCUUGGAUGGCAUCGUAGAUAUUGAAAAAAUAAAAGAGCAAACUAGUUUUACUUUAUCAUAAACCCAAAAUUUCAUCACUAAGUCAUUUUUAUCUAAAUUAUUUGAUAGAAAAAAUAUAAUUAAAUAUGGAAAGAUGAUAGGAGAAACAACUAUACCAAUAGAACAGACAAAAGGAGACUUUCUAAUCCAAAUAAUAUAUAAGGAACAAAUUAGAAAAAAGUUAUCAAAACUACAACAGGAAGAACGAAAUAAAAUAGCUUAUAUUCAUAUUAGUAUGAUACAAAUUAUUUUUAAAUCAACAAUGAAAACAAGAAUAAGUGAGCCAAUAGAACUAGAAAUAAGAGAUGACAGACUCAUUAACAAUGAAGAAAGCAUAAUAGCAAAAGGACAAGGAAAUUUAGGAGUAGGAAUAAUUAAAUUUGAUAUUAAUUUACAACAAGAUUUAAGUCUAACAGACGGAAAUCUUGAUUCCUCAAUAAUUAUAAAAUAUGAACUAAAAAGAGACAAUUUUAUGAGAGAAAAUAGUAAACCAUUUUCAAUAACAUAUCAAAUAAACUACGCUUUGACCAAUAGUCGUCAUAGUUUAACAUUCAAGGAUAAAGAAGUAAUUACCAUAGAAGAAUUAUUUAAACCACUAAUACAUUUAGAAUCCCCUAUAAAAAUAUUUAAAUCAGACUAUAGUAAUCCAAGAAUUAGUAUAGACUAACGACCUCCCUCUAGAAGAAUAACAAACAAGUUAAAAGAAGAAGAACAAGAAGAAAAAGAAGAGAUAAGAAAUAUUACAAUACUUCAUGAGUAUGACGACAAUAGUGUAAUAAAGAAACUACAAGAACUAAUCUUAGAAAUAAAAGAUAAGAUAUAAAUACUAUAAUGCCUAAUAUUCACCAUAUAAAUAAACUAAUAGAAGGAAUAGACGCUAUCGAUCUUACUUCAAUAAACGAUAUCACUAUGGUUACACUAGAAUUAUCAUACUUUGUUUCAGAUAUUGUAGAAGAACAAAUGAGUGUCGGAACUACGGAAACAUUAGAGGAAGUUAUUUCAAAAACCGAAUUAAUUACUGAUAUAAUAACUAGUCUAACUAAAAUAAAACAAAAACUAAUGAAUAAUUAAAACUCAGUAACAAUUAGUUAGGGAAACUGAAAUCUAUCCGCAAAACAAAAAAAAUUAUCAAUUGAACCAUGUCACUAUCUCCUUUCAUAAGGAAUAUAACAAAAAAACUAAAGAAAAGAAAAGCUACCUGAAAAACCAUGCAUAUCACUUGUUUGAAAUCAAAUUCUUUGACAAGACUAUUAAAAUAUUAUAUGAGGAUAUUUCAAUUUGGAAUAAAAAAAUAUGCAGAAAACUUUGGUAUCAGAGCCCACAAACCCAAUCAAGUUAACCAACCCAAGAAUAAGAAUAAAGAAUCAAAAACUAAAAUGAGAAACGACAAAAAUGUGCAACCCGAUUCAACCCAACGGGCUCACUUUGACACCCCUAGAUGCUGGACAGGUUACUCAUAGUUACUCAACAUAAGGUUACUGACCUGAUAUGCUCUCUCCUUAACUGAUCUUUAUUAUUUUGCUUCAAGUUCGAAUUUAGAUAUUUGUGUGCCAAAUAAUAAGAUUUUAUGUGAUCUACAGAAUAAUAUCAAUUUUGAUAUAUGUGAGAGAAAAAUUCAAAAGCAUUGUCACGAUCAUAUGUUCAUGACUCAUGCUCCUAGUCAACAAUAACUAAAAUUAUAUCAGUAGCAUUCAAAUUUAUACCACUAUACACGAAUGACUCGUGUACGGGACCAUAAUUCACAAUUUCAUCCAUGUAAAUAUUAACCUAUACCAAUAUUUAAUUUUCACUAAUACAGGAGCAGAGCUAGGAUCCAGUGGUCGGGGGGCUGACUUUUUUGUAUAGUAUCCGUAAAAAAAUUUAAGAAGAUAUUUACAUUGUGAGUCAUAAGCUCCAAAAUUUAAUUAUCUAGACUCCAACAUUUAAUUAUCUAAAUUGAAAAAAUAUUAUAAGCUCUAAAAUUUCAUUAUCUAGUUUGAACUUUGAAAUUAAAAGAUAUUUGAAUAAGUACAAAAGUUAAGUAAUCGGUCUAAAUUUUAAACAAAAAUUUAACCAAAUUAGGAAAACUAAAAGAAAGAUGUUGCUACCAGGUAUUGAACCAUGGUACUGCAUAUUCACAAGCAGCUACUGCAUUCCGUUAGAUUAGAGACAGAUAUAAUUAUUCAUUGUUUACACAGUAUUGUUAUUCUAGAAUAUUUAACUUCUUCGAAAUUUUCAAAAUUCUCGAUAUUUUUGCACGCGAUCUUGACGGCCCCCUAGGAACAAGGUAGCUUCGCCUCUGCACUAAUAUACAACAACUAGUUACAUUUUCUUUAAAUGGAAGAAAAAAGAAUAUUAGAAACAAACUGAAAUGCUCGAGGAAAAGCGAGAGAGAUCUGCUUCUUUCAUAUUCGUUUUGUUUCUAUAGUGUGCUUCCUUGCAUUGCAUGGUGGGCUUUUUAAUUUCUACUGUCAACGUUAUUACUUUUCCCAACCAAAGACUUUUGAUAUCGGUCUUCGGGUGUUAUUUUAUUCUUUAUAUUAAUAAGACUUGCUAACAAUAUAAAAGGAUUGGUAGCUGAUAAGGUGUUUAAUCUUGUUAGGGGUGGGCAACGGGAAACGGGUAUUUGGGUAUACCCGUACCUGUCCCGUUUUUAAGGGUUACGGGUACCCAUAUUACCCGUACUAUUAUAAACGGAUGGGACUUGGGAUUGUACAUUCCUAAUAUGGGUACCCACGGGUUACCCGCAAAUACCCGUUUGGGUAAUGUGGGUACCCGUUUUACCCAUUUGCGAACUCUAAUCCAUAGAAAGGGAAUGUCCACUUCGCCACAAAGAUGAAACUUUUCUUAGUAAAGAAACAAAGAACGCUAUGGGAAAUGCAACCUCAAUAGAUAGUAUGGCUAUCACUAUAUCUAUUGAGGAUGCAUGCAUUCACUAAGGAAUGUCAUAUUUCUGCUCUUAAAUAUGACUUAUUUUUAGUACUUAAAUUUUGAAUUUACUUAAAUAUUCAUAACAAAAAAGCAACUCUUUCUUUCUCAAAUACUCUCCCCAACCACACCCUCCCCUCUCACAUUGUCACUGGCCACUUCGCAGUGGUGAAAUUUUUUUUGGUGAAAAGAAGAGCACAAAGAGGUGCUCUAACCCUUAUUAUUAAUCAUAUGAGGUUCUGAGACCACAAUUACAUCACAUAACAACAAGUGAUGUAGCAUCAGAUCGUAAAUAUCAAAGAGAGGAGCACUUCUACUAUGCUAUAAAGCAUUGGUGCUUUAAUGUACAACUUGAAGUUGUACUAUAACGUUAAAUGUAUAAGUUCAGGUUGUACCAUAAAGGAAUUUGAACCCUUAUGUUAUUGUACAACUUCAUAACUUAAAGUUGUACCGUCACAUAAAGGUACAAGUUCAAAUUGUACCAUAAAAGAAUUUGUACAAAAGUGUAUAGGUACAAUAUGAAGUUGUACCAUAAUGUUAAAAGUACAACUUCAAGUUGUAGCAUAAAGGCAAAAACCUAUAGCACCAAUACUAUAUGGCAUUGUAAAAUUCCUUCAAAGAGAGAGCAGCCUAUGGGAAUAUCAUGCCCCUUAUUCCCAAGAAAAUCACCCAUAAAGUUCUGCUCUCUAUAAACAUGCCUAACGCAGAUCUCUUAAAAUUGUCCACCAACAUCCUAGCUUGAUGGAUAAUCGGGGCAUAGCGGUGUGACUCAUCAACCGACCCUCUAGGUAGCUCAGCCACUACCUGGGAGUCAUUUGUAGUUUGACCCUCUCUACUCCAUCCUUUGAUGCAAGUUGUAAAGCCUCCAAAGCUCAUCGUAGCUUGGCUAAAGUUAUGGUACAAACUCCAUAGUUAGACAGAAAGUUCCCCAUAGAUCUCCCCUCGUGGUUCCUUAGAACACCGCCCGCAGCCGCCCUUGAGCCCUCCCUCCGAACUGGACCGUCUGAGUUAAUUCUGGCCCAUCCCUCCUGAGCUGGCUUCUAAUACAGCAUUCGCUUUGUUCUCUUCACCUCUUCUUGUAUGCCACUGGCCAUUCCUCAUCAUGUGCUUUGCGAACAAUCGCCACCCUGGCCUUAAUCAGCGUCACUAACACCUCUGUCGUUGUCGAUCCUCUUGCAAAUAUUCUAUCAUUUAUGCAAUUCCACAAAUACCAACACGCUAUACCAAAGAUUAAGCACACACUUGGCGACCCGCUACAAAAAUAUAUAUUGCCCCUUUAGGGAUGAAUGUUACAACAUUGACCCGAACUUCAUUGCAAAAAGUGAGCGUCUGCAACGAGUUCCUAGUCUAUGUUAUAAGUGGUGUCAGAACAAAGAUGGAAAACAAGUUUCAUGAUGGCGUUGAAACUUUUAGUGACAAAAAUUAUUACCACUUCCUUACCUUCCAAAUACGCUAGAGAAAACAAAUCACAUGCACCACAUAUUAGAGAGAGGAAUAACAUUCAAGCAAAUGCCUAUAGAAUAUUGCUUAAUUUUGAGUCGGCAACUUGGCCAACCCCGAACGGAUGCUAGAAGCCUCCCAAAGGGCUAGCGCCACCAGACAAGAAAAAUAGAUGUUCCAAGGACUAAACUUCCGCCCAACACACUGGGCACGUUUCUAAAACUGUUACCUUUUUUAAUGCAAGGGAUCUUUAGUCAGUAGAACUUGACAUAGCAUCUGCCAAAGAAGAAAAAAAACUUUACUUUAACCUAUAUCAGACUCUCAGACUUGCAUCCACAAUUUAUGAUCCACUAGGCUUGCCUUGCUCUUCUACCGCUCCUACCUUUUCAACCUAGCUGGCAAAUGAAAACCAAUUUAACUGAAUAUUCAGUUGAGGCAUACUCAUACCAUACCAACCAGCCCUCCAUAACUUCUCGAGAUUACCUAGUUGGCAAUAACUAUUUUUUCUCAAUUACCGGCAAUCAAACAACCCAUACACUAUUUUCCUUUUUCACUAUCAAUCAUGUAGACACUGUUGAAUCUACGCCUAAGGGAGUUGAGGGAAUAACUUUUGGCAUUAAUUGAGAUACCCUCAAGAUCUAUUUAUCAAACAUCACUGGAACAACCUCCAUUGAGGUCCCCUACCACACUAGUCUUUCAUACAAUAUGAUUCACAUUCAUGAAGGAUACUCUGCCAUCCCCAAGAUGGACGAGAAACAGCCCCUACUAGCAACAACAUACCAUUUGGAAAAUACUUAUCAUGAUAAAUAUGAGCCAAGAGAGAGGUGAGAUCAUCAAAGUUUGAUUAAAUAGCACAAAUCGUCUAAACCCCAUGAGGCCCUCGUGCUUGCUAUGACACGUGACCUCCACGACACCUAGUGCAUGUUUCCUUUUCCUUAGAGAACCCCCCACCAAAAUUGUGGCAUAUGUUUAUUUAAACAACAAAAUAAAGUAAGUGGCAAUUUGAAACAAGACAUCACAUGUAUUGACAAAGGCGUCGCAUCUGCCUUUAGGAAAGUCUCCUUUGCCACCCACGAUAGUGCCUUUGUUUCCAACGUUUGUGCUUUGACAUACCGCCGUUAGUGAGACCAGGUAAUCCCCCUUUGAACGUAGACCAACUAUUAAUCUUGUGACUUAUUGAUCAUAUUAAGCAAGAGGUUGAGGUGGAUGAAAACACCCCCGAAGCUAUUGUGGAAUGGUAUGCCCGUGUUUCAUAGAGGGACCUCACUUUUGCCCUGAUGUAGCAUCCAACCAUUCCGCUGAAUAAUUAGCUGGAAAUUUCAGAAUUUUCUACCCAUAUCUACUAUUUAAAAUAAUUAAGUAUGCAGAAAAUUUAACAUAAAAUCGAAAUUUACAAAAACAAUAUAAUCUAUAGACCACUUAAUGACCAAUUUUAUCCCUAAUAGGCAUAUCACUAAUAAUAUCCUCAGUUUGCAACAAACUGUCCACUCAAUAUCGAGGAAGGGUGGGAAGAAAGGAACCAUGCUCCUUAAGGUGGACCUCGCCAAAGCCUAAAACAAAUAUGAUUGGUCGUUUUUGCAAGAGACUCUAGUGUAAGCUAGAAUCCCUCACAACAACGUCUGCGCCAUUAUGCAAUGUGUCACACAUCUGUCAAAAUGCAUAUCUUGUGGAAUGGAGGAGAAAUAGAGGCUUUCACACCAACCAGAGGACACAACAAGAAUUUCCCUUAUCUCCCUACUUAUUACGCUUUCUGUUGAAAGAUUUAGUCAUUCGAUAAGUAGGAGUGUUAAGAGUAAGGUUUGGAAAUCUGUUUCCCUUUCAGUUGGAGGACCACCCCUCUCCCACCUCUUUUUUAUCGAUGACCUCGUGAUUUUUGCCAAGGUUGGUGUCAAGCAGGCAUAGGGGAUCCUUGCUUUCCUUAAUGAAUAUUGUUAAGUGUCAGGCGAACUCAUUAGCAAAGACAAAUCUAGGGGUUCUUUUCUAGAAACAUUAAGUUACCAAAUAGGAGAAAUAUUUGUAACCGCCUAGGUAUCCAACAAACUGACAAUCUAUGAAGGUAUUUGGGGGUUCCAGUCGUCCAUGGUAGAUUGACUAUGUUUCCUGCAUUCAUCUAUGACAAUAUUGAGAGGAAAAUAAGAUGGUUUGUAUGGGGCUCGCAAGAGGGUAGAAGGAGAGGUCCAUUUAUUGAGUUGGGAAAACAUUUGCAAACCAAAGAAUAAGGGGUUCUAGGUUUGAGAUCUGAUGCAAUCUCAACCUGGCUUACAUGGUUAAAUUGGCUUGGGAUAUCCUUAAUAAUGAUGAUGAUUUGUGGGUGCAGGUUUUACAAGGAAAAAAUUUCCAUCAAAGGAAUGGGAACAUAAUUGCAAUGAAAACGAAUAACUCUUUGGAAGGAAAAUCUGAAAGCAAUGCCAUUCAUGCGGAAAGGCCUGGUUUGGAGUUUGAGAGACUUCCCUGUCACUGGCUUUUGGACCCACAUUUGGUUGGACAAUAUGAUACCAUCUUUGAAGAUUUUGCAUUGUGUGAUCUUACUAAUAAGGAGAAAAUGGAAUGCGUGGCUGACUGGAAUGGAGAUGAUGGUGAGUGGAAUUGGGAAAGGGUCAAAGCUUUCAUUCCUAAUGAAAUUGUAAUUCGUAUUGUAGGUAUGAAGACUCCCAAACCAGGGCUUGGAGAGGACAAAACCAUAUGGAGCGCUAAGAAAGAUGGAAGAUUCAGACUCUGUUCAGCUUCAGCAUACAACCUGGUUGUGGAUGAAGCGAAAAUUGAACCGCCUGCAGUAUGGAAGAACAUCUGGAAGUGACAAUGCCCUAAAAAGGUUAAAAUCUUUCUCUGUCUCGUGUCACAUGAUUGACUUCUCGCCAAAGCGGAGAGGAAGAAGAGACAACUCACCAUCAAUGACAAAUGCAACUUUUGCAAGCAUGAAAUAGAAACAACAGAGCACAUUCUGCGGAGCUGCUCCAAUGCGAAAGGGAUUUGAACUCACUUCAAAUAUAAAGUCAGAAAGAAAAACACCACCCUUGAAUUUCAGUCCUAAAUUAGCAGGAAUCUCAUUGUUGCUGAUGUUGGUGUCGACUUAGGAAUCGUCUGAUGGAUUCUUUGAAAACAGAGGAAUAAUGAAGUCAUGGAAGGAAAGUUCUACUCUGAAGCAAGCUUGAUCUACAUAGCACAAACUUGGUUUAAGAUCUACCAACAAGCACAAAGACCAGAUGAUUGCUGCCUCAGACCAGUCACCACGCCAUCCACGGAACAGGAAAUUGGCUAGAAACCUCUGGAGGAAGGAUGGGUCCAGCUGCAGACGGAUAGUUCUGUUAUCAGCUAUUCCAAGUCAGCUACUAUUGGAGGGCUUGUUAGGGACUGUCUGGGAAACUGUCUUGACACUUUCACUUGCAACCUCAGGGAGUGCUCGAUAACUAUCGUAGAACUCAAGGAAGCUACUGAUGGCCUCGAUAGAGCUUAGAGAAAAGAUUCAGAAAGAUCGAACUCAAUCUGGAUUCCAUGAAGGUGAUUAACAUUAUGAACAAUUGGGAAGAUGAUAACAUCAUCAUGGAAUCCUUGCUGCGAAACUCGGAGAGCUCAUUAGUCGAGAUUGGGAAAUCAAAGUUCGCCAUGUUU